This is a messenger RNA of Sinocyclocheilus grahami, 17476 nucleotides long. RefSeq lists its product as uncharacterized. Gene Ontology annotation, molecular function: apolipoprotein A-I receptor binding; ATP hydrolysis activity; lipid carrier activity. Gene Ontology annotation, cellular component: membrane; intracellular membrane-bounded organelle. The transcript has 73 exons. Bases 88 to 17349 code for a protein of 5753 amino acids. The record is from RefSeq and is a predicted model, not a curated record. Gene Ontology annotation, biological process: lipid transport; transmembrane transport. NCBI's taxonomy places the organism in Eukaryota, Metazoa, Chordata, Actinopteri, Cypriniformes, Cyprinidae.
AACCUGGCAAAAUGUCUUCAUUAUAUCAAACGCAUCGGACCCAAUAACAUUAAAUCCAAUCCAGGCUAAACAAGCACCUCUCCUCUGAUGGCCUCCUUCUUACAACAACUAAGACUACUUCUCUGGAAGAAUGGCCUGAGUGUCACCCGGCAGCCAGCCUGGUCGCUGGCUCUCCUUGUCUGGCCACUUGUGAUCUUUAUUAUCUUGGCGAUCACCCGUUCACAGUUUCCUCCACAACUCAAAGACACAUGCUAUGUGGCACCUAGAAAUCUUCCGAGCGCCGGAUUCUUCCCUUUCCUGCAGACACUCAUGUGCAACACCGACAGUACAUGCACCAACAAAUCCUACCUAACAGAAGGACAGUCCAAAUCGUAUUGGUACACGGGUCAUCGUCACCGCAGGGAUGCUGAAUCUCACAGUUUACCAACACUGCUUCAUGGAUUCCCUCCACUGGCCCAUCUACAGAAGGGAGGACUGGUUCACUCAAUCCUUAAAAGGGAUGCAUCAAAUCCAGAGCUCCUAGAGCUAUGGGACAGGAUGCUCAAUUCCAGCUUUCAAAACAUUCCCAAUGUGACUUCAGUCAUGGAUACUUUUAACAACACUGCACUGGUUGAUCAGACAAUGGAGUCAGUUUUGGAAUCUGUGAAUGUCUUGAAAAAAUCCUUAUGCAGCUUCUCCAUGACUGCCAUCAACACAUCAGCCAGUACCCAGGAUCUCUUUACGAAAGGCUUAAUAAACUUCUGCAGUUCCAAUGACACUGUUCUGGAAGCAUCCUUACUCACCCUGAACCAGGAGCUGACAGAAAUGCUGCUCAGUAACCCGACAGAAAUAUUGGGAUCGAUUGGAGGCACUGUGGUGGUCCUAGAUAUGCUUCAACAGGAGACGUCACUGUGGGACUUCCUGCUUGGCCUGCCUGAUCUCUUCUUGAAGCCCACAGAUGAAGAGAUAUUAAAUGUUGGAGCAGGGGAGUUGGAAAAUCUUAAGAAUACCUUGACCUUCCUUCGGAGGACUUUCCCUCAGGCCAACAUCUCUACUGAUGUCACAAACACAGCUAUCACUAAAGGCAUUGGCUUUCUCAACUACAUGAGUGACUGGAAAGGGAGAGAUGUGUAUUUCAAACUGAGUGAUGUCGUGACCCCAAGCAGCAUUGUUCUACUCAACUCAGACGUGAAGGACCUUAUCAACCAAAUCAAGAUUCCUCUCGAUCAGAUUCUAGUGCUGUUCAAGGAGGCAGACUUUCGUACCUUUUUAUGUGACCAAAACAUCACCGCCUCCUAUUGUUGGAGUUGGGAAGCGGGCCUGAUAUUUGAAGGGGUAAAUACGUGGAAAGUUGUUGAACAGGUACUGUUGGCUUGGAGUCAGACCUCUGCCUCAGCUGACCUGGCCUUCACUAAAGACGUGUUCGGCAGCUUGCUGGGCCUAGUGUCUCCAUCGAGCCUGGAUGCUGUUCUCAAACACAGCAGGUCCCAGCGCAGCAGUGACGCUCAGCCACAGAGCCUGGGGGAACAAUUAAUCUUCGGAUUAAGCAAUUCAGCAUUUCAUUUUCUACAAGGCAUGCCUGGUUGGGAAUACAUUCAGACUUUUAUGAUGGCUGGCCAUUCAUCAAUGCAGAUGGCAAAAGUUGCAAUGGAAGUACAGCUACCAUUCAUUGAUGAGGUCCUGAGGGAUGCCAAGUAUGUCCAGGAGGCCUUCCUUUCUCUAAUGCAGAAUGAGACCUUUGCUAAUGCCUGGGCUGACCUUGCCAUGGACUCUAUUGUGCAAACUGUGGCCAAGAUUCUAGAGGGUCACACUAGCUGCAAAGACCUUUCUGCUCCCUGGGCUUGGAUGUCAACCUACAGCUCUAUAAACCUUAAGUUGUGGGGCACUCUAGUUUGCGCUGGGAAUGACACACGUCUUGAGGAAAUGCUGUUAACAUCACUUUUGCCAGUAAAUGAGAAGGUCCAACAGUUGGUUGGUGUAGUGAAUGGAACUGUAAUGUACAAUGUCACACCCUCAAUACUUAUGGCAGAGUGGCACAGUCUAUACACAACCUCCCUUCAGUAUGUCACUGCCCUCCAGAAAUUGCAAACUGAGCUUAAUGAGGACUAUUUUGCAGCUUGGAUCCCAGGGAACAUUUCAGUUGGAUUAUCCCAGAUUCUGUUGACCAGGGUUACUGGCACAUUUGAGAACAUGGGUUCUUCACUAGAGAACAGCUCUCUGUGGCCCUCCAUGGAACCAUAUUUCCACAUGGCUUAUUGGAUUUUGACCUACCAACCUAAUGCCACUGCAUCACCAAACUGCACUCUGACCCUUCCUGCCUUCACCUGUCAGACCGGCUUUACCUGGGAAACAGCUGGUCUUUUGUUUCAUUCUUUGAUCUCUAAAGUGUCAAGAGAACCUGCCAGCCUAUUAAGACCUCUCCAGGGGACAGUGGCUCUCCUCCAAAACAGUUACUUGGCACUUUUGCAGCAAGUCAUUGCCAAUGGCCUACCUGGUCAGCUACUUGGUAGUGACAUUUCACUAAAAGACUUGUUGCUGGACCUCAUUAAUACAGUUGAUAAAGAAAUUCAGCUCCUCUCGAACAUUGAUUCCACACAGCAGUUUGACACUCAGCUCUUAAACGACAUCAUGGCGGCUCUUGGACUGGGGCAGAUAGAGAACCUGUUGCCAGGAGGUUCCCAGACAACCAGCAUGCACCCAAUCAUCAUGGGCGUCCUUCAGGUCUUGAACAAUGGGUCCAUCCAGAUUCUAAACAUAGAGGAGGGUUUUGCAGUUCUUCAAGCAAUUUUGAGCCAACUUGGAGCCAUCUUGCCUCCAGAGCAGCAGUAUCAGUUAGAAGCAGGGCUAAAUAAGACUCAUGAUCUCAUUCGAAAUCUAGAGAUCUGUUCAGCUCUUGGCCAGGACUGUGUAGCUGAUAUCCAGAAUGUAAUUGAUAAUCUUGGUGCAAUGCUUGUAUUUGGAAAUAAUAUCACCAUCCAAAUAACACCUCUUUGGGGUAACAUGACUCUCCCUGUUGCGCUUGAUAUGCUCGCUUUGCUUCUGCCAUGGAACAUGUCCCGGCCAGCGGAAGCCUCAAUGGAAAUUUCCAGGAAGAUUCAAUAUCUUCUUGACAAGGCUUAUGCAUCUCCUAUGUUCAACAUCAGUCAAAGUCUACAAGCCUCCAAUCUCACCAUUUCUGAAUUAGAACAAGUAAAUUCUGUAUUUCAUUCUAAUUGGUCAACAGCCAUUCUGCAGACUCUGAAUAUGGCCAUUAAAAUCCCACAGUGCGUGAACACUCAAACCACACAGUCUCCCCAAAAGCCUCCUGCUAAUGGACAGGUCGAAUGCAUCCUUCAGCUCAUCCAGACUGCUUCUGGUUUACUUGGAGUAAUACCUGUGGCAGAGAACGCUCAAAUGACUCUUAAAGAUUUGCUUAACAUCACUGCGGUAGAGUAUCAGAAGCUAAAUAACAUGUCCAUCUCUGGAUCUGGCCCACUUGCAUUGACAGAAGAGGUGCUGAUAACAACAUUGUCAGCCAUCAGACAAAACCUUCAGGGUCUUGAUGUAGAGAACAUCACUGAUAUUACAAAUGAGCUCAACAUUCUGGAAGACCUCUUGAAAAAUGUAUUCAGAGAACAAUACCCAUACCACACCAUUAAUUCAACAUUGAUGGUGCAGGGGCAGUAUGCACAGAAGGUGUAUGGAGAAAUCACACUGUGGUAUUUAAACAAGCUUGGAAAUGACACCAGUGGCAGUAUGUUUGCAGAGAUUCUCCAUCAACUGAAAUGCAUGACUGAAAUGCAGGUGGCACUCAUCACUGCAAAAGCAGAUAUGGUGACUCUAACAAUGAAUCAGAUCCAGAACUUGACCCAUGUGAGGUUUCCUCCGGAAGGUGAAGAUCUUGUAAAAGUUGCCAGUACAAUCAUGACCAUGCUGCAGGGUGAGCUGGCAUUGAUUAAAGGAAAUCUUGAGAUCCAGCAGGCCUUCUACAAUUCUCUAGGCUCCCCAAUGAACAUUAGUAUUCCUGCUGAAAUUGAAGGUCAGAUCAUGACCUACCUCAGCUUGACAAGGGAGUGGAUCACUAACCCACAAGUGAUGACUGUACUUGCUACAAUUUUCCAGUGGGAAAUUAGCUCUAUAGAUAUCACAACACCUGGGAAGGAUAUUGAACAUCUCCUCCAAGCCAUGGCUCCCCUACUCUCCCCUGAGGACAGAGCCUUCCUGGCUGUUGCUGGGCAGGUGUCUCAGACACUAACCUACACUCUACAUGUGGCUAGCACUGAUGGUGGUCUCCAAAGUGAAAAUUUUACAGAAGCUGUCAUUAGCACAGUCAGAGUGGUUCUGGAGAGUAUUUCUAAUGAAACCGGAGCUCUACCUCAGGAUGUGGUUAACAAUAUUCUUGGUGCGUUCAACGGUUCCCUUCAGCUGAUCCUAAACUCCAAUAUGAGCUAUGCCCAAGCUAGCACCCUCACACAGGAGACUAUCCAGAUGGUAGAGGGAGCGAUUCAUACUCUUUUACCAGCGGAGGCAGUUGUGGUGCUGGUUCCCAUUAAAAACAGCAUUUUAUCCUAUCUGAAUAAAAUCUACCAGCCUGCUGGAUUUGAUCAAUGGAAUGAACUCAUUAUGAAUGUGUUGACAGAGCUUCAGAAUUCCCUGCCAUCAAACAACACAGCUCAGCCCAUCAUAUCAAUGAUAAUCAAGGUCACAGAAAACCUUCUGAGCUCAAAUGAAGGCAACUUGACCAGGGACUGGAUCAUUAACCAACAAGUGACAAUGGCACUCGCCGCAAUCUUCCAGGGGAAUGUUAGCUCUGUAGAUCUCGCAGGAGCUGAAGUGAAUCUUGACCAACUUUUGCAAGCCAUGGCUCCCCUACUCUCCCCUGAGGACAGAGCCUUCCUGGCUGUUGCUGAGCAGGUGUCUCAGAUACUAACCUACGCUUUGCAUGUGUCUAGCACUGAUGGUUGUCUCCAAAGUGAAACCGUUACAGAAGCUGUCAUUAGCACAGUCAGAGUGGUUCUGGAGAGUAUUUCUAAUGAAACCGGAGCUCUACCUCAGGAUGUGGUUAACAAUAUUCUUGGUGCGUUCAACGGUUCCCUUCAGCUGAUCCUAAACUCCAAUAUGAGCUAUGCCCAAGCUAGCACCCUCACACAGGAGACUAUCCAGAUGAUAGAUGGAGCGAUUCAUACUCUUUUACCAGCGGAGGCAGUUGUGGUGCUGGUUCCCAUUAAAAACAGCAUUUUAUCCUAUCUGAAUAACACAGUUGUACUGAUGUACUUUUUAUUUUUUAGCAUUAUAAACAUGAUGACAGAGCUUCAGAAUUCCCUGCCAUCAAAUAACACAGCUCAGCCCAUCAUAUCAAUGAUAAUCAAGGUCACAAAAAACCUUCUGACCUCAAAUGAAGGCAACUUGACAAAGGACUGGAUCAUUAACCAACAAGUGACAAUGGCACUCGCCGCAGUCUUCCAGGGGAAUGUUAGCUCUGUAGAUCUUGCAGGAGCUGGAGUGAAUCUUGACCAACUUUUGCAAGUCAUGGCUCCCCUACUCUCCCCUGAGGACAGAGCCUUCCUGGCUGUUGCUGAGCAGGUGUCUCAGACACUAUCCUACGCUUUGCAUGUGUCUAGCACUGAUGGUGGUCUCCAUGGUGAAAACUUUACAGAAGCUGUCAUUAGCACAGUCAGAGUGGUUCUGGAGAGUAUUUCUAAUGAAACCGGAGCUCUACCUCAGGAUGUGGUUAACAAUAUUCUUGGUGCGUUCAACGGUUCCCUUCAGCUGAUCCUAAACUCCAAUAUGAGCUAUGCCCAAGCUAGCACCCUCACACAGGAGACUAUCCAGAUGGUAGAUGCAGUGAUUCAUACUCUUUUACCAGCGGAGGUAGCUGAGGUGCUGGUUCCCAUUAAAAACAGCAUUUUAUCCUAUCUGAAUAACAUCUCCAAGCCUGCUGGAUUUGAUCAAUGGAAUGAACUCAUUAUAAACAUGAUGACAGAGCUUCAGAAUUCCCUGCCAUCAAAUAACACAGCUCAGCCCAUCAUAGCAAUGAUAAUCAAGGUCACAAAAAACCUUCUGAGCUCAAAUGAAGGCAACUUAACAAAGGACUGGAUCAUUAACCAACAAGUGACAAUGGCACUCGCCGCAAUCUUCCAGGGGAAUGUUAGCUCUGUAGAUCUUGCAGGAGCUGGAGUGAAUCUUGACCAACUUUUGCAAGCCAUGGCUCCUCUACUUUCCCCCGAGGAUAGAGCCUUCCUGGCUGUUGCUGAGCAGGUGUCUCAGACACUAACCUACGCUUUGCAUGUGUCUAGCACUGAUGGUUGUCUCCAAAGUGAAACCGUUACAGAAGCUGUCAUUAGCACAGUCAGAGUGGUUCUGGAGAGUAUUUCUAAUGAAACCGGAGCUCUACCUCAGGAUGUGGUUAACAAUAUUCUUGGUGCGUUCAACGGUUCCCUUCAGCUGAUCCUAAACUCCAAUAUGAGCUAUGCCCAAGCUAGCACCCUCACACAGGAGACUAUCCAGAUGGUAGAUGCAGUGAUUCAUACUCUUUUACCAGCGGAGGUAGCUGAGGGGCUGGUUCCCAUUAAAAACAGCAUUUUAUCCUAUCUGAAUAACAUCUCCAAGCCUGCUGGAUUUGAUCAAUGGAAUGAACUCAUUAUGAAUGUGUUGACAGAGCUUCAGAAUUCCCUGCCAUCAAACAACACAGCUCAGCCCAUCAUAUCAAUGAUAAUCAAGGUCACAGAAAACCUUCUGAGCUCAAAUGAAGGCAACUUGACCAGGGACUGGAUCAUUAACCAGCAACUGACAAUUGCACUUGACAGAAUCUUCCAGGGCAAUGUUAGCUCUGGUGAUCUUGCAGGAGCUGGAGUGAAUCUUGACCAACUUUUGCAAGCCAUGGCUCCCCUACUCUCCCCCGAGGACAGAACCUUCCUGGCUGUUGCUGAGCAGGUGUCUCAGACACUAACCUACGCUUUGCAUGUGUCUAGCACUGAUGGUGAUCUCCAAAGUGAAAACUUUACAGAAGCUGUCAUUAGCACAGUCAGAGUGGUUCUGGAGAGUAUUUCUAAUGAAACCGGAGCUCUACCUCAGGAUGUGGUUAACAAUAUUCUUGGUGCAUUCAACGGUUCCCUUCAGCUGAUCCUAAACUCCAAUAUGAGCUAUGCCCAAGCUAGCACCCUCACACAGGAGACUAUCCAGAUGGUAGAUGCAGUAAUUCAUACUCUUUUACCAGCGGAGGUAGCUGAGGUGCUGGUUCCCAUUAAAAACAGCAUUUUAUCCUAUCUGAAUAACAUCUCCCAGCCUGCUGGAUUUGAUCAAUGGAAUGAACUCAUUAUAAACAUGAUGACAGAGCUUCAGAAUUCCCUGCCAUCAAAUAACACAGCUCAGCCCAUCAUAUCAAUGAUAAUCAAGGUCACAAAAAACCUUCUGAGCUCAAAUGAAGGCAAUUUGACAAAGGACUGGAUCAUUAACCAACAAGUGACAAUGGCACUCGCCGCAAUCUUCCAGGGGAAUGUUAGCUCUGUAGAUCUUGCAGGAGCUGGAGUGAAUCUUGACCAACUUUUGCAAGUCAUGGCUCCCCUACUCUCCCCUGAGGACAGAGCCUUCCUGGCUGUUGCUGAGCAGGUGUCUCAGACACUAACCUACGCUUUGCAUGUGUCUAGCACUGAUGGUGGUCUCCAUAGUGAAAACUUUACAGAAGCUGUCAUUAGCACAGUCAGAGUGGUUCUGGAGAGUUUUUCUAAUGAAACCGGAGCUCUACCUCAGGACGUGGUUAACAAUAUUCUUGGUGCUUUCAACGGUUCCCUUCAGAUGAUACUGAACCCCAAUAUAUAUUUCAUGCAAGCUAACCACCUCACACAGGAGACUGUCCAGAUGCUAGGGGGAGCUAUUCAUGACCUUUUGCCAGCAGAGGUGGCUGAGGUGUUGGUUCCCAUGAAAAACAGCAUUUUAGCGUAUUUGCAGACCAUCUCCCAAUCUUCUGGACCUGACAAAUGGAAUGAAGUCAUUGUGAAUAUAAUGAGAGAGCUUCAGAAUUCCCUGCCACCAAACAACACAGCUCAGCCCAUCAUCUCUGUGAUCCUUAAGGUCACAGAGUAUAUUCUAAACUCAAAUGAAGGAUAUACAAACAUAUGGCACAACCUAGGAAACUUCAGUCUUGGCAGCCUAAAUGAAAUAACAGAACAGCUUGCAGUCUUUCUGGGCACUAUGUCACCAUUCAUGUAUGAGUCCGUCCAGACUGUCACAGAAUCUGUAGGCGUUCUGGUCCAGAUCCUUUCCGGGAGUGCUGACCAGCUGACCUUUGACAAGUUGGAGGACAUGUUGGCUGCUCUGUUUUCAACCUUUAAAGGUACUCCAAUGUGGGAUUCAUUGCCGUCUGUCGUGUCCACAAUUCAACAAGCCAUUGUCAACAGUGCUCACAACAUGCAGGCACAAACAGAGCUCCUCUACGUCCUCCAGCAGCCAUUGUCCAACCUUUUGUCUGGCAUUUUUCAUGUUAUGAACACAAGCAGUUUCACUUCUCAGUCCUUUGUUGGUGGAUUGUCACAGGCCCUUUUGUCAACUGCAGAAGCUGCUCUGCAGGCUUGUUUGGGGGGUCAGAGCCUGAACUGCAGCUACGUGCAGCAAAUAUGGCAGGAUGUCAGAGCUGGUGCUGGAAUAAGCGAAGACACUGUUGCUUUGUGGUGUAACAACAGCCUACUGCCAGUCAUAGCAGCCUUUGAUAAACCAGCUCCAGCCUUCAAUAUGACGGGAAUGAACCCUCUAUGGAUAAACGCCACUGCAGGAAUGAUGGCAGAGUCACUGGAGACUUUCUAUGGGGCGAUCCUGAACAAUACCUUUGCUAGCAAUCACCUUACAGAAGUCCUGUUGCAUACAUCAAUGCUAUCCAACCUCUCAGUGCUAGAAAUAACAAACCAGGCUGACUGGAAUGCCCAACUCUUCCAGAUGCAGCUGUACCAAAGUCUCUCCACAGUACAAAUGGCUCUGGAUCAAAUUAAGAGAGAAGCUCCCUGGAUGACGCCAUACAUCGAGGCAGCUGGAAAAACUAUAGAGGUCAUCCUCCAGAACGGCAAUCUCCUCCAGUACUCAACUGCAAGCCCUCAGAUCAUCAUGCAGGCUCUGGAGAUCACGCUUACUGGAAUGAAUUUUACAAAGGAAACCAUUAAUUAUAUCCUGAGUGGAGACAUAUUUAUGAACCCAAAUGGAAGCACAGUUGACAGCUUAAUAAAAGAGGUUAUCCAGCAAAUCAUUGGUACGGGAUUGCUGGGAGACUGGCCUACCCUUUAUGGAGUAAUGCAGCAAGUUCUGUAUUUGGAAGAUACAAGUGGCACCCUAUGGAAAACUGUUGAAUUUUUCAACUGGCUGUUCACUACUCAAGAUACUGGGCUACAUUUUGUCUUGGAGAUCCUGCGCCAGUUAUAUGAGAUAGUAAGAGAUGCCCUAACCAAGAUGCCACUGCCGUGCUUCUCAGAAACCUUUAUUGACCUUUUUGGGAAUGUUUUGUACAUGCUGAAACAGAUCAAACUAACCAGUGACCUCUUCGACCCUGUGGAACAAUAUCUAAGCCCACUUAAAAUGCAAAUUGCUCAGGGACAGAACCUGCAAGGUCUUGUGUCCCACACAAGAAAUGCCAGAAGAAUUGCUAGCGAAGUACAGAGAGAGCCAGUGGAUGACUUCCUUGAUCUUCUUGACAUCGAUUACCAAGCUUUGCUUGAAGUUCUUUCCAUUCCACCCACCUCGACUGAAAUUAUGGAGACUGUCCAUGUUUUCUUUGCAAAUCCAGAUUUGGGUGUCAUCCUGAAGGGUUAUUUGAAAGAAAUGACUGGAAGCACAAGUCAGGAGGAAACCAUUGACACAGCUCUGAAUGUGCUGUCCUACUUGACACUCCCUAGCAAUGGGCAGCAGUUUCUGGAGAUGUUCAUGGACAUCGGUAGUGAAGGGUGGAGUUUGCAGGACCUUGAUAAAGUAGAGAAACUUGCAGAGAGCCUAGGAAGAACAAUUGACGUGGCCAUGGUGCUAUCCGACCAGCCACCCCUGAACGUUCCUCAAGGAAUUGAGCACAUGGCCCAGCAACUUCAAGCUUCGGUGUCAAAUAUCAUCUCACAGGAUGGAAAUGGCACCAACACUGCGAUCCAAUUCCUUACGGCUCUCAACAGCAUCCUUACCGAGAACUUUGAAGAAAGCAAGGCCAUCAGCCCUCAGGUCACUGGCAUUCUCCAAAACUUAAUUGGCUCGUUUUCCAGUCCAGGGUCGCAGAUGAGCAUAGCAUCCUAUUUGGCAGCCGUUAAUCAAACUGCAGAAGCCUUCACCUCACUUCUCUCUGGAGAGGUAGCUGUGUAUUUCAACAUAUCUGGACAAAUGCUGCAAGCCUUUGCAUUGCUCGAGGCAUAUCCCAGAGACAUAGAAAAAGUCAUGAUGUCCACCAGCAAGAUUUCUAACUCCCUAAACCAUGUUCUUGCCCUCUCGAAUAUUACAACUCUUCCAAAUGGACAAUAUGUUCAAGAGGUCACCCAUCCCUUGAUCCUUAGCAGUGCCAUGGCCAACCACAUUCUAUUCAACCUCUCCAUGUCAAACUAUAGUCUGAGCAGUAAUGCUGAGAGGGAGAUGCUUUUGACCCAGACGUUCAAUCAGAUGGUUGUCGUUCUUCCCAAGGAAACGCACAUUUACCUCUUUGCUAUCAAAUCGGCUCUAUUCACUGCCCUCUCUAAAGUAUCCAACACUGCAGAAAUCGCAUCCCACUUCCCAGAAAUCUCCCAGCUGGUUACACAGUCUCUUCUCAACUCUCUAAACAUUACUUAUGAUCCGACAUCCACGCAUAUGACUCCAGAUGGCCUUGUUUACAUCUUCAUGACCGUGUCUAAUCAAGUGUCCAUGAGUCUCUGCCAAGGCCUUAUGUUAUCCGGUUCCCCUAUCCAAAUCUCACAAGCAGUGAACUCUUUAAGUGAGGUUGCAUCUUCCAUAUACUCGAUAAUGCCUGUUGAGGGACGGCCAUACAUCAAUAUCACACUCAACCUAAUGGAGACAAUAUCUUUUGUUCUUAAUGACACCAGCACCUUUGGGGAUGUCAGUGGCGCUGUAUCUCAAGUAGUAAGUUCUGUCAACAACCUUCUGGCCAUGGCGCACCACAUGAACACAAACUCCUCCAGCAGCAUUAUAGGUGACCUAGAGCAGACCCUUAAGAGAAUCCUAAUGAUCAUCCAGGCAGACCAAAGCCCUCUCACCCAAACGGCUGAUAUUACCCAGCAGAUACUGCACACCAUCCAAAAUCUCAUCUCGCUGGGCAAUAGCAGCAGUGUGGAGUCUGAACUCCCCAAAAUAGUGCUGGGGGCUUCUAGCAUGAAUAUCGGCCAUCUGCUGGGGAUGAAUGACUCUAACUGGACUGACAAGCUGCCUGUGCUGUUGACAAACCUCGCUAAUAGCCUUCCAGAAGACCUGCAGUAUUCUUCUCUUAUUAAGUCCAUCAUGAGAAGUCUGGCCAACGAAUCCCAAGAAAAUCUGCAUCUUCUACUGCAAGUGCUAAACGCCGCCUUUGAAUUAGGCUCAGCCAACUGGGCGAAUGAGAGUUCGGGCAUAAUACUGGACCACCUGUUAACUAAGGUGUGCGCUCUGGAAAACAUGGCCUCUGUGCAGCUGAUCACCAAUUUUCUUCCUCUGGGCCCCAGACUGCUAUGCGACACUGUUGUUCCCACAAUCCAGGCUUUCCAUGUGCUCACAACCAACCUGGUGAACCAAAGCACCGACAUCUAUGAUCUGAUUUUCCAGACUUUUGUUGGAGACCCUAGCACCUACAACACUGAAGUGGACUGGACAUCAACUCUCUCUCAAAUUGUGGGCUUCAACAUCUCAACUCUGAAAACUCUUAAUAUCAAUAUUACAUCUCCAGCUGAAGUGAAAGUUUUAGAGCUGCUGAAAAAUGCCACACUGUUUGUUCAGGAUGUUGAGCGGUAUACCAGCUUUCCCCCUCGCAUUCUUCAGGCUCUAUUAGAUUACCCUCUACCCAGAAGCAACAUGCAGAUCUUGGCAUGGUUGGCAAACCUGCACCAGUGCUCAGACCCCUCGUCUUUGCAACUGGACCCUACAGGGCAGGAGAUCUUCAGCACUUUCUGUGAACUGUCACAUGAAUGGUACAGCAUCACGGUUAUCUUUCUUCGUCAUGUGGACAUGAAGGAGGCUUUAUUCAGGCUGGUGUUGUCCAAAGAAAUUCAGGAUUUGGUGAGAAUCAUGCUAGAGCUGGUAAAGUUUUUGAUGGACAUAAUGCACAAACUGGUACCUGCCCUUAACAAACUGCAGGAAUACCUGACAAACAUAGGAGAACUAAACCUGGUGGCCAACCAAGAGUUCCACAGUCUGGUGAGGGGAAAGCGGUCCACCAUGUCUAGCAGGGCCACCUUUAGUACCAUCGCUCGUGCCUUGUGCAAAAACGGCAUCCUGACACUGUUCGCCAUCGCAAAAGUUCCUAUCGUAACCGAGACUGAUCCUUCCGUCCAGACGGACCACAAGAGAGAAGAGCUGAUUAAGAAGUUCAAAAUCCCACCCGAUGCUAGUCCCUUCUGUAUGAACCUCUACUUGGAUAUGGUGAACACUACAGGCGGUGCGGUGGCCUGGGCAUUCCUCAAACCCAUGCUGUUAGGACAGGUCCUGUACUCACCAGACACACCAGUGACGAGAGAGAUCAUGAGAAAGUCAAAUUCUACACUGCACCAGUUUGGUGAUCUAAAGCUUUAUGCAUCCGAGUGGAUAGAGUCAUCGUCAUAUGUGAUGCAGUCUGCCGACAUCCUGACAAAAACCUUGCCGAUACUUCAGAAUUCUCUGCGCAAUCCCUUUGUCCAAAACUUCAUUCAGACUCAGACCGGCAUUGAUGUUGCACAAAUGAGCUCAACUCUCAGCCAAUUCACAAACAUGACAGUCCUUUUAGAUAAAAACAAGUAUAUCAUGGAGCAGAUCACCACCCUCUCCAUGCUGAUGAUGAACCUUUCCUCCUGUGUCAACUUCGACCGAUACCGAGCUUUCAACUUCACUGAUGAACUCGACGAGCAGGCGGAGAGACUGGCUCAAAACCGCGAGCUCUAUGCCAGCAUCAUUUUCAAACUUCCCGAGGAGACCUCCAGCAGCCUGCCCCCGAACAUCGACUACACCAUUCGAAUGAACAUCGAGAAUGUCAUGCGCACCGACCGUGCAAGGAAUCCCUUCUGGGUGAAAGAUGCCUUCAUGUCGUCAACGACGACCCAGCGGUACAACCGAGGCUUUGUGUACCUGCAGGAGAGCAUCGAGAGAGCCAUCAUCGAAAUGCAGACGGGUAAAGCCAUGGAUGGGCCCGCGGUCCAGAUGCAGGCGUUCCCUUAUCCCUGCUACUACAAAGAUGAGUAUCUCAACAGCAUCUCUUUUGCCUUCCCAAUGGCACUCAUGAUUUCCUGGGUGCUGUUUGUCGCCCACUUUGUGAAGAAACUCGUCCACGAGAGAGAACUGCGACUUCAUGAGUACAUGAAAAUGAUGGGGGUCAAUCCCAUCAGCCACUUCUUUGCCUGGUUAAUUGAAAGUGCUGUGUUCCUUCUGGCGACCGUCAUCAUCCUCACCAUCAUUUUGAAAGCUGGCGGCAUCCUUCCUCGCAGCGAUGGCUUUGUUCUCUUCCUCUACCUUUGUGACUAUGGCUUCAGCGUCCUUGCAAUCAGCUUCCUGGUCAGCUCCUUCUUCGAUAAGACCAACAUCGCCGGGCUGAGUGGCAGUCUUAUCUAUGUUAUCUGUUUCUUCCCCUUCAUCGUGUUGAUCCACUUGGAGGACAAUCUUUCCUUCAGUGUGAAGAGCGCUCUGAGUCUCUUUUCUCCAACAUGCUUCAGUUAUGCCAGCCAGUAUAUCUCCCGCUAUGAAAAACAGGAAGAAGGCAUCCAGUGGAGCAACAUGUAUAUCUCUCCUCUGGCUGGUGACACUUCCUCCUUCGGUUGGCUCUGCUGGCUGCUCCUCAUUGACUCAGUAGUAUAUUUUAUCAUUGGAAUUUACAUCCGCAUAGUCUUCCCAGGAAAGUAUGGCAUUGGUGUUCCGUGGUACUUCCCUGUGACUCGGUCCUUCUGGACAGAUAUGUUCAGCUGCUGUAGCAGAACACCAAAGAAAAUAGGCAGAGGGUUGCUCUUUACCAACAUGAUGCAGGAACAAAACAGCACUGACAAGAGCAAAGGUAAAAGUAGCUUGGCGGAUAAUGGAGAAGACGACUUUUCAGGAUUGCCUGUUGGAGUCUCACUGCAUGGCCUGACAAAGACCUACGGCAACCGGCAUGCUGUAGACAACCUAAACCUCUCUUUCUAUGAGGGACAUGUCAGCUCUCUGCUGGGUCACAAUGGAGCUGGAAAAACCACCACUAUGUCACUUCUGACGGGGUUGUUUGCACCAACCAGUGGCACCAUUGAGGUGUAUGGGAUGGAUAUGCAGACAUCUAUAGAUGAUGUGCGUAAGGAGAUGGGCGUGUGCAUGCAGUAUGAUGUCCUGUUCGACCACCUUACCACAAAGGAACACCUGCUGCUAUAUGCUCAGAUCAAAGCUCCCCACUUGACCAAGCAGGAAGUGAACGAACAAGUGCAAAGAAUCCUAAUGGAAACAGACAUGCAUUCCCACCGCCACAAGCGUGUCGGCACCCUGUCAGGAGGUAUGAAGAGGAAGCUAUCCAUCUCCAUUGCCUUCAUCGGAGGCUCGCGGCUGGUGGUGCUAGAUGAGCCGACCACUGGGGUGGAUCCCUGUUCCCGACGCAGCAUCUGGGACAUUGUCCUUCAGCACAAGCAAGAUCAUACCAUCAUUCUUUCCACCCAUCACCUGGAUGAGGCUGAAGUUCUCAGUGACCGAAUCGCCUUCCUGGAGCGCGGAGGCCUCAAAUGCUGUGGUUCGCCCUUCUUCCUCAAAGACAAGCUGGCUAAGGGCUACAACCUCACCCUCACAAAGAAGGUUCAGACUCCUGAUUCAAACGAAAAGUUGAACAUCGAAGAACUCAGGGCUUUCAUUCAAUCCUACCUGCCUGACGCUCGGCAGAAGGAGGGAGAGGUGGGCGAUUUGGUCUAUGCCCUCCCACCGUACACCCCCCAGAACGCAGCUGCGUACCACUCUCUGCUCACCGGUUUGGAUCAGAACCUGGACAAGCUUCAGCUGGGCUGCUAUGGCAUUUCUGACACCACCCUGGAAGAGGUGUUCUUGCAGUUGACUCGAGACAACAUGGAGCCUACAGAAAGUGAAACCUGGUCUGUAUCAGAGUCUGUGAUUGCGAAUGACAUGUUUGCGUCAAGAGACAGCAUUUCUGACGAUCUCAACAGCACGUACCUCGGAGAGAAAGCCAGCCUCACUGGGACCUCAACAGUGCGUGGGCUUGCGUUGACUGUGCAGCGGGUGAUGGCUAUGUUGCUGAAACGCCUGCAUCACUCCAGGAGGGACUGGAAGGGACUGUUCUCCCAGGUGUUGUUGCCUGUACUCUUUGUAAUUGCUGCCAUGGGCCUGGGCUCCAUCAAGAGCGAUCUUCAGCACUUUCCUAAGAUUGUGCUCUCUCCUGCACUGUACCACAUUGAUGAACAGCAUACCUUCUUCAGGUUAGACUCACUUUCCAUCUCUAUAUCCAGCCACCCUUACCCUGGCCAAGUGCAAGAUGAGGAUCUCAUGGUGGGUGGUUUGGUCAGCAUCCUGGUUGCGCUCUGUGUCCUCACUGGAUACUCUAUCAUGACUGCCAGCUUUGUCAUCUAUGAGGUUCACGAACAUCACACAGGCUCCAAGAGACUCCAGCAGAUCUCUGGCAUCAGCGAACCUUUCUACUGGAUCAUCAACUUCUUCUAUGAUAUGGCUCUUUACGUGAUUCCCGUGGUCCUCUCGGUGGCGAUGAUAGCAGCGUUCCAGCUCCCAGCAUUCACAGACAGGCAGAACCUCGGCGCGGUCACACUUCUGCUGGUGCUAUUUGGCUUCUCCACCUUCCCUUGGAUGUACCUUCUGUCUGCGGUAUUUAAGGAUACUGAGAUGGCCUUCAUCGGUUAUGUUUGCAUCAAUCUCUUCAUCAGUGUCAACACCAUCAUCUCCACAUCCAUUCUUUACUUCCUGGGUCAGCUCAACCAGAAUGACCAGAGCAUCCAGAAUGUGUACCGUACCAUGAGCAACAUAUUCCUAGUCUUCCCUCAGUUCAGCUUUGGCAAUGGGUUGAUGGAGUUGGCACGGGUUGACAUGCAGGUGCAGAUCUUGAGUGUUUUUGGAGUGGAUGCCUACAAGAACCCCUUCAGCAUGGAUGUUCUGGGCUGGAUGUACAUCUCCAUGUUCCUGCAGGGUUUCAUCUGCUUCACGCUUCGCCUGCUAUUUAACAAGACACUCCUGCGCAAAGUCAGAUGCUGGAAGAAGAAUGUUGUUCAGAGCUAUAGCCCCAAUGAAGAUGAAGAUGUGGUGGCUGAACGUCUGCGUGUGGACCGUGGGGAUGCGAGUGCCGAUAUUCUGCAGGUUAAUCAUCUGACUAAGGUGUUCCAAAACCUGAACAAGAGGGUACAGGCAGUGAAGAGGCUGUCUGUGGGCAUCCCAGCUGGCGAGUGCUUUGGAUUGCUGGGAGUCAAUGGUGCAGGAAAGACGACUACCUUCAAGAUGCUGACAGGAGACAUUAGCCCCACCGAUGGCUCGGCCAAGAUCCGUGACAUUGACGGGAGAUUGGUUGACAUCAUAGACUGCAGGAGAGAGGGCAUAAACAUUGGUUACUGCCCUCAGGUGGACGCACUGGAUGACCUCUUGACUGGAGAAGAGCAUCUCUAUUUUUACGCCCGCAUCAGGGGCAUCUCUAAGAGGGAGAUUGACCGGGUUGUGAACUAUCUGUUGAAAAAGUUGGAGCUGAAUUACCACAGAAACAACACAAGUGAGAGCUACAGUUGUGGAACACGCCGGAAACUGUCGACAGCCUUGGCCCUGAUCGGAAACCCUCAGAUCCUUCUCCUGGAUGAACCCAGCUCUGGAAUGGACCCACGUUCCAAACGUCACCUUUGGAAGAUCAUCUCUGAGCAAGUGAUGGGCAAAUGUGCUGUGGUCCUGACAUCACACAGUACAGAUGUUGUGAACUAUCUGUUGAAAAAGUUGGAGCUGAAUUACCACAGAAACAACACAAGUGAGAGCUACAGUUGUGGAACACGCCGGAAACUGUCGACAGCCUUGGCCCUGAUCGGAAACCCUCAGAUCCUUCUCCUGGAUGAACCCAGCUCUGGAAUGGACCCACGUUCCAAACGUCACCUUUGGAAGAUCAUCUCUGAGCAAGUGAUGGGCAAAUCUGUACUGCAAAUCAAACACUUCUCAGUCUGCCAGACCACUCUAGAUGAGGUUUUCAUUAACUUUGCCAUGGGGAAGACGGACACAGACGAACAGGAAGUCACUGAAGGAACGGACAUUGACAGUCUAGACUCGUACAAUGCUUUGGACCAAUGAAAUACUUGCACAUUAUACCAUUCAAUGAACCUCAAUAAAAGAUAUUAAUUUAAUAUGUAAGAAAUAUUUUACAUGCUAUGUCAUAUUUUAGUGUUGUGAUUUUAAACUAUUUUGCAUUGAAUGAUGA